AUAUAUUGCUAGAGUACAUUGAAGCUGAAGACAUGGUCGAUACAAGUGUGGCCUUAUUUUAUUUUUGUUACACGUCACCCUGGGGUCCCUCAUGUUACGUAGAGUAAGCAUACUUUUUUCACAGUUAUAUCUCCCCUGCAGCCACCUUAGAUCACUUUCGACCUCUUUUCCCUCCAAUGGAUCCACCACCACCUCUAACCCUGCAAGGUGCAAUUAGAAACUUGGGCGUUAGACUGAUUCAGUAUACUAUCAAACCCAGUCAAAUCCUGCUCCAACCCUACGUGCUGUUAGAGACUUGGUCGGUUCGCAACUGAAAAAAAUAAGAAAUAUUAACAUCGAUCAUCAAGUAUCCUCUCAACCCGAUUUAAAUCCUCCAACCUUUCGUGCUGUUAGAAAUAUUAAUGCCGAUUCAAAUACUACACGUCCGGUAUUUUUCCAACAACCCCCAUUAAAUAAUCCUCCAACUGAUGGUCAAGCAGAUGUGGUUGCAUCUGCUAGCAGUCCUGUGUUUGAAAAUUUCAAGAAACAAGUUGAAAGCCUCAAAGUUACGAGGAGGCAGGUUCAAGAAAAUUUUGGUAUUGCCAGAGAUAAAAGUGAUAAUCUCUUAUCUGGUGUGGAAGAGUGGUUAAAAAAGGCAGGGGAUGAGAUAUCAAAAGCCGAAGAGCUUCUUGAAAUAGAAGCGGCUGCCAAGAAGAGGUGUUUCGAAGAAUUUGAUCAAUUGGCAACAAUGAUGACUCCUUCUCUUUGGAGCACCAAGUAUUUGGCAAGGAUUUUGUGGCUCGUGUCUCUGUUGAUACUAGUCCUGUUGUUGAGAAAGCAGAGUUUGUUGUGGCUAAAAAAAAGAAGAUUGGUUACAAGAGGAACUCCUUAGAAAAUGUUAAAAAUUUGAGACAUGAAGCUAAUAAACUCAAAGAUAUGAGGAGGAGGGUUCAAGAACUGGUAGAUAUAUCCAUUUGUAAAGGAGAUAAACUCAAGUAUAGAGUGGAGGACUGGGUGAAGGAGGCAGACACUCAAAUAUCCAAGGCACACGAGUUUCUUCAACAACAAGAUAUGGCCAAGAAGACCUGCUGCAAAAUAGCUUUGUGUGGCACUUGGGGAAAUCUUCAUGGUUAUGAUAAGAGCGCAGCAAAGAUGGUUCUUUCUCUAGUGCAACUCCAAGAACGUGGCAGCACUUAUGAAAGUUCCGUCGUUGUUGAAAAUCCUGCACCUGGAUCGCUAGAUGUUUACCAAAGCAAGAAUCUUGAAGAUCUGGUUAUCCACAAUACAGCUCUGAAUGCUAUAAUUGUUGCUCUUGAAGAUGAAAGCAAACAAAUCAUUGGUAUUUAUGGCUUUGGUGGUGUUGGAAAAAGCACACUUGGUAUGGAAGUUGCUGUAAGGCUAAAAAAGACUAAUAUGUUGUUUGCCGAUGUUGCUUUUGCAACCAUCACUCAAAUAAUAAAUGCUGAGAAGAUUCAAAAGGAUCUUAAAAAUGCAACAGAGCGGAUAAUGAAAGGGGACAAGAUUCUAAUCAUAUUAGAUGACAUCUGGGAAAAACUUGAUCUACUAAAAUUGGGCAUUCCUAACAACCACUCCAAUUGUAAAAUUUUGUUAACGUCGAGAAGUGAAAAAGUGUGCCAAGAAAUGAAUGCUCAAAGUAUAAUUUAUGUUGACUCUUUGCCAAGAGAAGAAGCAUGGAUUCUUUUCAAACAUGUGGUUGGUGAAAGAGUGGAGACUGAAGCCAAUUUGAAACCAGUUGCAGAGGAUGUUGCUAAACAUUGUGGUGGAUUGCCACUCCUCAUUCAAGCCAUAGGGUAUGCUUUGAAACACAAAAGCAUCGAUUCAUGGAAAUCGGCUCUUUCUCUACUAAAGGAACCUGCACCAUGGCUAAUUGAUGAUAGUAUAGAGAAAACAUUUGCCCAUUUGCAGCUAAACUAUGACUGUCUUAGAAGUGCAGAAGCCAGGUCGUGCUUUUUUCUCUGUAGUUUGUUCCAUGAAGCUGAAGAUAUCGAGCUGGAAGAGUUGGUACGUUACGUGGUGGGUUUAGAAUUGUUUGAUGACCUGGAUAGUAUAGAGGAUGUGAGAGGCCGGGUUCAAAAUGCAGUGAAUAUCCUCACUUCUUCUGGUUUGUUAUUGAAUGUGGAGGAUGACAAAGGAUGUACCAAAAUGCAUAAGGUUGUUCGUGAUAUGGCAUUGUCAGUUGGAUCUGAAGUUAAAAACAGAUAUUUGUUAAAGGCUGGGAAAGAUUUGAUCGAAUGGCUACCAAGAGACAACAAUGUAAAAGAUUUGACUGAAUAUAAGAAGACAAAUUUUGAUGAUUUUCUUGAAUCGUAUGAUUCAAUGAUCAGAAUGCUGGACGAAAUGGCACCAUUUCGAGCCGUAUCAAAGGCUACCAACCACUAUCAUGUUCAAAAUAUCAUUAAGGAUGGGGAAUAUGGAAAGAUGUUAAAGUUCUCACGGAAUGGGCGUUUGAUGUAUAUUGUUGUCCGGAGUUUACAUGGCGAGUAUGGAGAAAAUGACAUUGGCUUCAGGAGGGAGCAUGCAAUUCUUUCUGCUUUAAAACACAAUAAUAUCAGCUCUAUAUUGGAGUACUUAGAUGAGGACGGUGAAAAUAUAGUUGCUUACGAGCAUGCAUUUCAUGGAAUUCUACAUGGACAUCUAAGCAAUCCAGCACUCACAUGGUCCCGGAGACUACAAAUAUGUUUAGGUGUCGCGCGUGCAUUGAAUUAUAUCCAUAAUCGUGGUCUCAUACAUUGUGACAUUAACAGCUCUAAAAUAUUGUUAGAUGAAGAUUGGAAGCCCAAAAUAUUUGGUUUUGAACUUUCUACCGAGUAUCCUCAAAGUUGGAAGCAUCGGCUUCACUUAUCUGGGCAAUCUGGCUACUUGGGCGCUGCAAGCGUAAUGACACCAAAGUAUGAUGUUCACUUGUUUGGUGAAUUAUUGAUUGAAAUACUUCACGAAAAGAAACCAAAUUUUGGUGAAGAUGGUUUUAAAGAUGAGAAUAUCGAUCCUAGUCUAAGGAAACAUAUAGGAAGUCAAUCGAUGAAAUUCUUUAAAAAUAUAGCCUAUAAUUGUCUCGUUAAAAAACUUGUGGAACGUCCAAGCAUGAAUCAGAUUGUCAAAGAUCUUGAGGAAGCAUUGAAACUUCAACAGAAAGAGGAAAAUCUUGUAUUGAAGGAACGUUCAACAAAUGGAGGUGAAGGCGCAUCGCGGGACAGCUUGCUGUUGGACGUUAUGGAGAUUUCGCUCAUCGAUAUAAAGAACGCCACCGGAAAUUUUACGAAAGGAGGUAUAGGGUACGGUGGGUUUGGUACCGUGUACAAGGCAAUACUGAUCGAAAGUGUGUCAUCUAAAGGUGAACCUCCCAUGAAAAUUAGUAAAACUGUAGCUAUAAAAAGACUCUCCAAGAACGGAGAUGAGCAAGCUGAAGAAAGAUUUUUAACAGAAAUUAAAUCGCUUACAAGUUGUAUACAUCCAAACGUAGUCUCUCUUCUUGGCUUUUCUAAAGAAGCCAAUGAAAGGAUUCUUGUCUUUGAGUACGCAACAAAAGGAGACCUCAGCGAUUAUCUUAGAACCGAACGUAGUCAAACUUGGUCCCAAAGAUUACAAAUAUGCCUUCAAGUUGCUCGUGGAAUUAAUUGCCUUCACACCAACAAUAUAAUACAUCGAGAUAUAAAGAGUAAGAACAUUUUGUUGGACGAGAAUCUUAAUGCAAAGGUUGCUGACUUUGGGCUCUCCACACUAAUCCCUAGUGCUGGAGACGAGGCCACUAUCCUUUCAAAAAAUGUUGAAGGCACAACGGUGUACAUCGAUCCAGAAUAUCGAACAACAGGUGGGUAUAAAAAGGAAUCCGAUAUUUAUGCUUUUGGAGUGGUUUUAUUUGAGGUGCUAUCGGGUAAAAUGGCUUAUGAUACUACUUACAUGAGGGAGUAUGACGAUGGACUUGCACCCAUUGUGCGGAGACGCUUUGAGGAGGGUACAUUGACGGAAUUAAUAGAUCCUAAAAUGUUCGAAGAAGAUGAUGAACACACUUUUACCCUAAAUAAAGGACCCACGAAAGAUUGUUUUGAUUUGUUUUCAAAAGUUGGAUAUGAAUGUUUGGCAAAAACUCGUGCUGAACGUCCAAAAAUGGAGGCUGUCAUUAAAACACUUGAAGAUGCAUUAGAGGUUCAAGGGAAAACCAUGAAACUCUCGAGGUUUCCACUCAGUGUUAUAGAGGAUGCAAGCUACAUGGGGUUAGACACAUCUGGUAAUAAGAUUUACAAAGCGCAACUCGAUCAUUUUGAAAGUAACAGUUUGCUGGCAGCAGAAGGUACGAAUAAUGGUGAACAGCCUGCAAAGAGACGCAUCAGCGUAGCUAUAAAACGUGUCUCGGUGGGUAGAGUAGAAGAGCAUAAUGAAGAAAGGUUCUUUUCAGAAAUUGAGAUGCAUACUAGAUAUAAGCAUGACAACAUAGUCCCUCUUCUUGGCAUUUGCUAUGAGCACGAUAAUAUGCUUCUUGUUUACGAGCAUGCUGCAUCUGAAGAAAGUCUUGAGGACUAUUUGACCGACACUGAUAACAUGAAUAAGCAUACGUGGAUAGAGCGUCUACAUCUGUGUCUUGGAAUUGCACGUGGACUUGAUCAUCUACACACCCUCAUGGACCUGCAUCAGGGCAAGCAACACGACAUGAUACACGCUGAUAUAAGGAGUGCCAACAUUCUGCUUGGAAAGACUACUAGGGAGGUGAAGAUUGCUUACUUUGGGUUCUCGAAAUUACUCCCACCAAAUCAAGAGGCAAGCACCAAGAAUGACGUACGCACAAAAGUCUACUGCUGCCCAGAAAAUUAUGAUCAAAAGACGAUAGGUGAACCGAAAAAACAAUCAGAUAUCUAUUCCUUUGGAGUUGUGCUAUUUGAGAUCUUUUGUGGGAGGUUAGCGUACGAUCCAUUUUACACAGACAAAAAUGAUAACGGGCUUGCACCCAUCGCUCGCCAAUCCUACAGCGAUGGAACAAUAAAGGAAAUGAUAGAUCCAUCAUUAAAGGAAGAAACUUUACAGUCCUCGGGCCCAUACCUUAGAAUCGCCAAUCAAUGUUUGGCUGAAAAACAAGCAGAGCGUCCAACUGUGCAAAGCGUCAUCAAAGAACUAGAGAUGGCUCUUAACAUUCCAGUGGUUGCUCUACAACACAAGACAUCCGAAGAAUGGAUGCUAGAUUAUGCUCUUCAAACGGUUGUAGGUAAACUAACUCCAGCUCGAAAACGGAAAGUAGCUUUGCUCGUGAAAGCUUUUGAAGAUGUGGUUCCUGCCCAAGAUGAUCCACAAGAAGGAUCGAGUAAUGAAAUUCGAAGUGUUGGUUCGGAGUCGAAAAGUAAUUCCAAAUCCAAGUCAUUGGAUACGUGACACAAGAGAUGUCCAUAAUGGAGGGAUGAAGGAACGGCGGUUAAAUGUUUUGUGGGAUAAAAGUGUUAGGUAGCUUUGACUGUUUGGGAUGCUAUCACCUCAGUGUACGAUGGAUCUUCAUUUUUUCCGUUAAGACCUUAUAGAGAUAACCGAGCAUACGAAGAUCGAUACACAAAAGGAGAUUUUGAAAGGUAUUAUUUUUGUGACUUGUUGGUGCAUAUAAAUCUCAAAACGAAAAAAGAUUUUUAAAUAUCGAGGAUUAAUCCAUGAAGAUUGUUCAAAACGUCAAAACGUCAAAACGCUUGCUUUUUAUGGUUUAGGAAUAGAGCUAAAAGGAAUGUGUUAGUCGGGAUUUCAUUUGCAUGUAAUUCUUGUAUCUAGUUUGUAUAAGUUGCCCUCCCCGUAUUCUCGGGGUGGUGUGAAUAAAUUAUACCUUUCAGAAAAAGAAAAAAAAAAGUUUGUUGACAAAUGGAAAUAAUGGGUUUUUCUUUUUUGAAAUUAAGGAAAACCUUGGAACUUCUCUAAAAACUUUUCAAGGACUGUUGAAGGACAA
Erigeron canadensis is the source of this 5911-nucleotide messenger RNA. RefSeq lists its product as uncharacterized. Gene Ontology annotation, biological process: protein autophosphorylation. Gene Ontology annotation, molecular function: ATP hydrolysis activity; calmodulin binding; ADP binding. The transcript is spliced from 7 exons. The record is from RefSeq and is a predicted model, not a curated record. Gene Ontology annotation, cellular component: plasma membrane; plasmodesma. Bases 916 to 5358 code for a protein of 1480 amino acids. NCBI's taxonomy places the organism in Eukaryota, Viridiplantae, Streptophyta, Magnoliopsida, Asterales, Asteraceae.